UGAUGUCAUUCGUCUUUGAAGCAAUAGAAAGAAAUUAAAAAGACGAAAAAUACUUUUAUUUUCUUUGAUGCUGAUCGGAUCUUUGGUUUGGAAAACACUAAAUGGCUGUUAUUCUUGGACGAUAUCUGUUGCAAUGGAAAAAUAGCCGAAUUUUAUUUCGUCAAUCAUUGUUUCGAGCUAAUUUUUUCACCGAUCAUUUACCGAUCAUACAGACAAAUGUGGAUCCAAAUUCAGAUGAAUUUAAAAAAAGAGAUGCUGAAAUGCGAACAUUGGUUCAGGAUUUAAGAGAGAAAAUUCAACACACAUCAUUAGGUGGUGAUGAACGAUCAAGAACGAAUCAUAUGAAAAAAGGAAAACUUUUAGUCCGUGAUCGUAUCGGUAAAUUAUUGGACGUGAAUUCCAGUUUUCUUGAAUUCUCUACUUUAGCCGCUCAUGAAUGUUAUAGUGAAGAGAUUAAUGCGGCUGGUAUUAUCACUGGUAUUGGUCGAAUUUGUGGCCAAGAAUGUCUAAUCAUAGCCAAUGAUGCUACUGUCAAAGCUGGUACAUAUUAUCCACUAACAGUGAAAAAACAUCAACGUGCACAAGAAAUUGCACUGGAAAAUAAUCUACCUUGUAUCUAUCUGGUCGAUUCGGGUGGUGCAAAUCUUCCACAUCAGUCGGAAGUUUUUCCCGAUAAAACUCAUUUUGGUCGAUUAUUCUAUAAUCAGGCAAAUAUGUCUGCAAAAAAUAUACCACAGAUUUCGAUUGUUAUGGGUAGCUGUACGGCUGGUGGUGCAUACAUACCAGCCAUGUCCGAUGAAAGUAUCAUCGUUAAAGAACAUGGUACAAUUUUUCUUGCUGGACCACCAUUAGUCAAAGCAGCUACUGGUGAAGAGAUUUCUGCACAGGAUCUAGGCGGUGCUGAAGUUCAUACAUCCAUUUCAGGAGUUAGUGAUUAUUAUGCUGAAAAUGAAUUUGAAGCAUUGCAUAUGGCUCGAAAGAUUGUAUCAAAUUUGAAUCGCAAGAAAUUGUUACUCGAAAUGGAUGUAUUGCCCAAUGUGGAUGAACCAUUAUAUCCGAUCGAAGAUCUUUACGGAAUUGUUGGUUCGAAUCUAAAACAACCAUUCAACGUCAAAGAAGUGAUUGCUCGAAUUCUAGAUGGUAGUCGUUUCGAUGAAUUUAAACUACGUUAUGGUGAAACAUUAGUAACCGGUUUCGGUCACCUAUAUGGAUAUCCUGUCGGUAUUGUUGCCAACAAUGGUAUUCUCUUUUCUGAAUCAUCAUUGAAAGGUGCACAUUUUAUACAGCUUUGUGCAAGACGAAAAAUUCCAUUAAUUUUUCUACAAAACAUUACCGGUUUCAUGAUCGGUGGUGAUGCUGAACGUGGUGGUAUAGCUAAAAAUGGAGCAAAACUGGUGACGGCAGUUGCCUGUGCUCAGGUACCAAAAUUGACCAUGAUUGUCGGUGGUUCAUAUGGUGCCGGAAAUUAUGGAAUGUGUGGCCGGGCUUAUUCACCCAGAUUUUUAUACAUGUGGCCAAAUGCUCGUAUUUCGGUCAUGGGUGGUGAACAGGCUGCCAAUGUUUUGGCUACAAUAGCAAAAGAUCGUAAACACCGCGAAGGUAAAGAAUUGACCGAAACAGAAGAGACAAAAAUUAAACAACCAAUUUUGGAAAAAUUCGAACGUGAAGGCCAUCCAUAUUAUGCAAGCGCUCGUUUAUGGGAUGAUGGCGUCAUUGAUCCAGCCGAAUCAAGAAAAGUAUUGGGUCUAAGUUUAAGCGCAGCAUUAAAUGCACCGAUUCCUGAAACGAAUUUUGGAAUAUUUCGAAUGUAAAAAAAUGUCGUUUUUUUAUACAUUAUUGAUUUUUUUCUUUGAAAAAGUUACAAAUAAACAAAGCUAAUUAUUAAGGAAAUU
Dermatophagoides farinae (American house dust mite) is the source of this 1892-nucleotide messenger RNA. It is a transcript of the gene Mccc2, whose product is annotated as methylcrotonyl-CoA carboxylase subunit 2. Gene Ontology annotation, molecular function: methylcrotonoyl-CoA carboxylase activity. Gene Ontology annotation, cellular component: mitochondrion; methylcrotonoyl-CoA carboxylase complex. The record is from RefSeq and is a predicted model, not a curated record. NCBI's taxonomy places the organism in Eukaryota, Metazoa, Arthropoda, Arachnida, Sarcoptiformes, Pyroglyphidae. Gene Ontology annotation, biological process: L-leucine catabolic process.